Messenger RNA from Hypoxylon trugodes, 3135 nucleotides. RefSeq lists its product as uncharacterized. The transcript has 2 exons. The record is from RefSeq and is a predicted model, not a curated record. Bases 1 to 3135 code for a protein of 1044 amino acids. Lineage: Eukaryota; Fungi; Ascomycota; Sordariomycetes; Xylariales; Hypoxylaceae.
AUGCCCUCCUUCGGUCGCAUUGGCAAGCAUAGCAAUCGUUCCCAGCAUAACCUGGUCGAGCAACAGCAACAGCAGCAACUACAACAACAACAACAACAUCACCACCUUCUUCAGCAGCAGCAACAACAACAGCAGCAGCAUCAUCAACAGCAAAUUUCGGCUCAUCAACAGCAGGCGGCGGGGAGUGGAGCUCCUGCACCGCCCCAGCGUCCUCGUCAACAGCAAGUCAGUACUACUGCUACUACUACUUCCACUGCUACUCCUAUCUCUUCACCUGCACCCGGACCUGCAAUAGCAUCUGGCGGCCCCUUAAACCUUGGAGGUCGUCGACCAUCAGGUGCUGGUAUUCCCGUUUCCGCGACUGGUCCCGUAUCUGUGCCUAUACCGGUCCCGGAGUCUAACACCACACCACCAUCAGCCUCAACAAUCGGCCUCGGCUCUACUGAGUCUUUUCACCAGCAAACAUCACCAGCUCAACACCAAGCCGAUACUAGGACCACCCAACCACAACUACAACAACAAACUUCGCAUAGCUCAUCGCAUCAGCAUCAUCACCCAAAUCAGAAUUCGCACGCACACCACCAUCAAUUAAGUGGGCAGCAACAAAGCCAGCACGGACAGCCCUUAGAGGCGUUCGCAAACAAUCCCAAUAAUUUACCCACUAAUACUUUACCCCUCAAUCAAGCUGCUUACAGUGCGCGACAGCAACAACAGCAGCAGCAGCAGCAGCAACAACAACCCCACGAUAAUUUUGCCGAAUUAGUCUCCCGCUCUCAAUCUGCAAGACAUUCCCAAUUAAAUCCUUUGCAGACACACCAAAUAUUUGGUCUCGCUUCUAACUCGGUCGACAACUUACCUCAGACCGUUUCUUCUCCCGUUGCCCCUCCAAACCAGCCAUCCGUACCACCAGUUCCCGCCCCCACUGAGACUAAACGAUCUGCUCGGAAGCUGAUCAAGAAUUUCAUUGCUGGAUCUUCUUCGUCUGCUAGUCGGCCCACCUCGGACCAUUACCAGGACGCCGCCUACGACAACGGCUCUGGCUUGAGCCGCCGACCAUCCAAGAGGGCGAGCAACACGCCUGUUGUUAGAGGGGUUCCUUUGUUGGCGCGGACUAUCGACCAUCCCGAUUGGGUUCCUCCUCAAAGUACAAGCUCGCGCAGCCACCACUCGCCAGUCCAACCUGUAUGCGAUCUUGACGACCCCUACUAUAAUACCGCCCCUUCUAACCAAGAAAUGUUUUUACAGAACCACACAGAUCCAGUCCAGACUACUAUAAGACAAGUCCCCACCGACGCCGACGCCGACGCCGACAACUCGCCCUACGCCCGUGAAGACCUCGCCUUCCAUCAACAGCAGGCUAUCGUCCAGCACCAAGCUCAUCUACAAGCCCAAGCCCAGGCUCAAGCCCAAGCCCAAGCGGAGCAGCAGCAGCUAUACGGAGGUCAGAUCGUUGUCGACCCUUCCCAGAACCAGUACCAGUACGCACCCGGCUACGAGCAAUAUCAGGCAGGAACUCGUCGGCCAUCUCUAUUCACUAGCGGACAUCUUAGUGCGGCAAGCUCGCAGCCGCCUAACCCAGAAACCGUUUCGCAGGUGUCACAUGAGUCGCCUGAGCCCGAUACGGAUCAACACCAGCAACAACAACCACCUGUCGGCUCGCAGUCUGCACAGGAUUCACCCGCCGUGAGUUUCGCGCAAGAGCUACAGAACUCACAGAACCAGCAGCAAGCUCCGACGUCAACGGGCCAGAACCAAAAUAUGGCACCGCCGCCGCCUGGAGGAACUGUACAAAGUCGUAGAUCGGGUGAUCACGAAAAACAGAUGCGAUCCGUUGAACCUCCUCCAGGCCCUCCACCUGGUUAUAGGCACAGCCAAGGACCUAUGAACGCAAUGAACCCCCUACCGCCCACACCAGGUGCAUCUGGUACACCACAGAAUUACCGUGCCAGUGGUGUACAAGAAGGGCCCCGAUUUGAUGGACCUCCCCCCGAGGGCGGUCGAAAUAGUCCCCAACAACCAGCAAAUGCAGAGAGGGAGGCUGAGCCGGAUAAGCAGUUUAAAGACCUAUUAACUAAGUAUAAGAAUGUCAAGAGACUCUACUUCGACGGCAAGGCCCAGAUCGAACAGUUAACUUCCCAAGUUGAGCAAUUGCAAAAUGCGGUUGCAAACCAGAGAAUGUCGCAGUCGCGAACGGCCCUUGACGAUAACGAAUAUUCCACCAGAUUUAACCGACUCAAUGGCGCGAUAAACAACUUGUCUUUCAACAUUCGUAAAGACUGGAAAACGCUACCUGGUUGGAUCGAGAGGUAUGUUAGCCCGGAAGCGAUCAAAACGGGCAAGCAAGAGAUGACUGCAGUUGGACGGGCCGUCAUCGUCCGGUGGAUAGUAGAAGAAAUCUUUAACAAGUGCUUCCAUCCCUCGCUCGACUUUCAUCUAAGCUCCCAUUUGAAGCAAAUAGAGCAGAACAUUCGCAGAUUUUCAUACACGCUAAACAGCCAGGAAGAAUACGAUGCAUUGACGGCAAAGGUUGUAAACUGGCGAAUGGCUACUCUAGAAGGUCUCCAGCAUAUGCUUCAGGCACCCGAAAGCGGCGAUUAUCGGGUUGAAUUUACCAAAAUGGCUACUAAUAAUCUCACGGCGACUUUGUACCAGUAUCUUACAGACCCGCCUCCGGCCGGCGUUGACGGUAGCGCAUCGAUGAUUGUUGAAUUGGCAGUGGGUAUUGCGGCUAACCUUCCCUUGGAAAGCCGAGACGUAGCUAUUACGUAUCCCUUGCCUGGAGAUCCUAUACAACCCGACAUCAUGGAACCGGAAAAAUCGGGAUUACCCCCGCUACCAGACCCAGCGGAGGAUACCGAGGAAGGGACCGACAAAGAAAGCGACAAGGCUUCGGCGUCGACAUCAACAAAACGAGAGAAGACAAAAAGCGGUAUGUUAACAAUGCUCGCCGGGACCUACCCCGCGAGUAGGAAAGGUAGCGCGGCUUCAGUUCUUACUGACACGACAACAUCGGCAGCAGCGGCGGCGCCGCCACCCCCAAAAGAUGCCAGCAAGGUCCGGUUUGCGGGUUUCGUAGCAGUCGAAGUGCGAGGACGCCAGGUCUUGAUGAAGGCUCCGGUAUGGACUUUAGGUUGA